This is a messenger RNA of Alexandromys fortis (reed vole), 3293 nucleotides long. It is a transcript of the gene Klkb1, whose product is annotated as kallikrein B1. The transcript has 15 exons. Gene Ontology annotation, cellular component: extracellular region. Gene Ontology annotation, molecular function: protein binding; serine-type endopeptidase activity. Bases 143 to 2059 code for a protein of 638 amino acids. NCBI's taxonomy places the organism in Eukaryota, Metazoa, Chordata, Mammalia, Rodentia, Cricetidae. The record is from RefSeq and is a predicted model, not a curated record. Gene Ontology annotation, biological process: proteolysis.
GACAGGUUAAACUGUUGCAACUGAUACCAGAGCGCAGGUCAACACUGGAGCCAAGCAAGUACUGCCUGCAGCGGCAUGUUCGGGGAGCGUGGAGUUCUGAUACCCUCUCCUCCAGAGCCACAGAAGCAGCUGUCCUUCCAGGAUGAUUUUAUUCAACCAAGUGGGUUAUUUCAUUUCCUUGUUUGCUACAGUUUCCUGCGGAUGUCUAAAUCAACUGUACAAAAACAGCUUCUUCCGAGGCGGGGAUAUAGCUGCCAUCUACACCCCGGAUGCCCAGUACUGUCAGAAGAUGUGCACCUUCCACCCCAGGUGCCUGCUCUUCAGCUUCCUCUCAGUUGCUCCAGCCAACGAUCCCGAUAAAAGGUUUGGUUGCUUCAUGAAAGACAGCAUUACAGGAACUUUGCCAAGAUUGCAUCGGGCAGGUGCCAUUUCUGGCUAUUCUUUAAAGCAGUGUGGCCAUCAAAUACAUGCUUGCCACCAAGACCUAUAUGAAGGACUUGACAUGAGAGGGUCCAACUUUAAUAUAUCUAAGACCAACAGUGUUGAAGAAUGCCAGAAAUUGUGCACAAACAAUAUUCACUGCCAAUUUUUCACGUACGCUACAAAUGCAUUUCAUAGACCGGAGUACCGGAACAACUGCUUGCUGAAGCUCAGCGCCAGCGGAACGCCCACCAGCAUAAAGACGCUGGAUAACCUGGUAUCCGGAUUCUCACUGAAGGCCUGUGCCCUUUCAGAGAUUGGUUGCCCCAUGAAUAUGUUCCAGCACUUCGCCUUUGCAGACCUCGAUGUGGGCCGGGUCAUCGCCCCCGAUGUUCUCGUGUGUCGUACCAUCUGCACCUUCCACCCCACCUGCCUUUUCUUUACAUUCUACACGAACGAAAGGAAGAUGGAAUCCGAGAAGAAUGUUUGCCUUCUUAAGAUGUCUAAAAGUGGUACUCCAAGUCCCUCUGUUCCUCAAGAAAAUGCUAUGUCUGGAUACAGUCUCUUCACCUGCAGAAAAGCUCGCCCUGAACCCUGCCAUUUCAAAAUUUACUCCGGAGUUGACUUUGGAGGAGAAGAGCUGAACGUGACCUUCGUACAAAAAGCAGAUGUGUGUCAAGAGACUUGUACAAAGAUGAUUCGCUGCCAGUUCUUUACCUACUCAUCGGUUCCACAAGACUGCAAUGUGGAGGGGUGUAAAUGUUCCUUAAGGUUAUCUGUGGAUGGCUCUCCAACUAGGAUCACCAGCAGUGCACAGAAGAUCUCCGGGUAUUCUUUGCGACUGUGUAAAGCUGUGGACAGCUCUAUUUGCACAACAAAAGUAAACUCACGAAUUGUGGGAGGAACAAACUCUUCUUUAGGGGAGUGGCCAUGGCAGGUCAGCCUGCAGGUGAAAGUGGUGUCUCAGAAUCAUCUGUGUGGAGGGACCAUCAUUGGACACCAAUGGAUCAUAACAGCUGCCCAUUGCUUUGAUGGGAUUCCGUACCCAGAUGUGUGGCGUAUCUACGGUGGGAUUCUUAACCUGUCAGAGAUCACAAAAGAGACAUCUUUCUCUAAAAUAAAAGAACUUAUUAUUCAUCAGAACUACAAGGUCGGAGAAGGCAACUAUGAUAUUGCCCUAAUAAAGCUCCAGACGCCCUUGAAUUACACUGAAUUCCAAAAACCGAUAUGCCUGCCUUCCAAGGAUGACACAAAUACAAUUUAUACCAACUGCUGGGUGACUGGAUGGGGCUACACAAAGGAAGGAGGUGAAAUCCAAAAUACUCUACAAAAGGCAACGAUUCCUUUGGUACCAAAUGAAGAAUGCCAGAAAAAAUAUAGAAAUUAUGUUAUAACCAAGCAGAUGAUCUGUGCCGGCUACAAAGAAGGUGGGACAGACGCUUGUAAGGGAGAUUCUGGCGGCCCCUUAGUUUGCAAACACAAUGGAAUAUGGCAGCUGGUGGGUAUCACCAGCUGGGGUGAAGGCUGUGCCCGCAGAGAUCACCCAGGAGUCUACACUAAGGUUGCCGAGUACGUGGACUGGAUCCUGGAGAAGACACAACACAGUGGCCGAAGCCCCCUGGAGGUGUCUCCCGCAUGAGGAAGCUGGGUAGUGAGGAAGAGCUCGGUUGACAACCGUUGUACCACCUGCUCCCAAGUCAAACAGAGAGCCCCAGAAUUCUCUUCUGCAAAAUGUGGAUAAUGGUGUCUGCCUCGCAUCCCUAUUGUGGGAUUAAAAUCACAGUAUAGAUACAGUUUCUGAAGACAGUGUCUUGCAGAAGUAUGUCUCCCACCUUGAGUAACAGGGUCUCUAAACGUGAACCGUCCAAGAAGCAUCAUGCUUGUUUGCAAAUAAAAUGAUCAAAGUUGUUUUUUUUUUCUAAUUAGGUAGUUCAAUGGUUGAUCUGAAGCAGCUGAAAACAAGAUUCUAGCACAAUGCCUGAGAUCAUUCUCAUCUAACUUCUGACUCUAGACCCCGCAGAUCUCAGAGUUACCUUCUGUCCACGCCACUCAUUCCUUCAUUAGUCCCCAACGCUGUUGUUCCAUCUGGCUCAAAGGACUGACGAACCAGGUUCUGUCUGGUGGAAGGAGGAGACCUUUGUGACAUUUUUUUUUAAUGAUAAAAGGAUGGCUUACUUGCACAUGAGGUGACAGGGCACCUUUCCAUCUAAACCACCUUCCUGGCCAUUGCCACAUAGUCUUGGCUACCUGUACGUGCAGCACCUGUAAUGCUGUUUUUCUUGCUGUGUGCAGCUCCUGCAUUGGCUGAUCACGCAGUGCUCACACAGGGCAGGGAAUCUGUUGGGAAUCUCCCAGACAACCCUUGGAGUGCCACUGAUACUGCAUUCAGUAUAUGCAAUAGUAUUAUUGAAUAUAACGUAAAAUCCAGGCUUGCAACUGGGUGGAAAGAUAGUAGACUGUCUUGGAAUAGAUGCCAUUAAUCCUCACGUAAUACAAAUUCCCAGCUUGCCAGCAAUUCCUGGAGUGGACUGUAUGUGCAUAACUCCAUUUAGUUAAGCUGACAAAUAUUUACAUGGAAUUGGCCAUUUACAAACUAUUGCACAAGUUCAAUAGACAAACAGAAAAGUGAAAUUUUCUGUAGAGGAUUAAACUUUUCCUUGCAUGUUGAAAGACUUGUUGAGUAGUUCAGGGGAUUAAAUAUGGAAAAGCUAAUGGGUUAGCCACAGAAUUUGGCGAUGGAAAGUGAAGAGGUAGGAAUUACCCCGGGAGCAAAUGACUUUUGGAAGAUCUCACUGGAUCCCUAUGACAUGAUUUCCUUUUGAAGCACAUGGCUUGAACUUUUACUUUUGUACACAAUAAACAGUUUUGUCUUA